This is a messenger RNA of Xyrauchen texanus (razorback sucker), 3937 nucleotides long. RefSeq names its product matrin-3-like. Gene Ontology annotation, cellular component: nucleus. Gene Ontology annotation, molecular function: zinc ion binding; RNA binding. Lineage: Eukaryota; Metazoa; Chordata; Actinopteri; Cypriniformes; Catostomidae. The record is from RefSeq and is a predicted model, not a curated record. The transcript has 21 exons. Bases 254 to 3697 code for a protein of 1147 amino acids.
GUUUCUGCCUUCACUUUGUUCGCUAUCGUCUUAGUAGCUGGGGAUUCACGUUUUCUCAAAACCGUCACACACACACAAUAAAAAUAAAACGCAAAGGAGAGCAAACAUAACCAUUUCAUUCAAGAGGAGCAAUCUUUUUCACUGAAGUGUCUUUGAGAUCCAGACUUGUAUCGACGGAUUGUCCUUCUGGGGACUUUUUGAUUCGCUUUGUUCCUCUUUUCCCACUGAUUUGAAUUUCCAUCAUUUUAAAACCAUGUCCCAGAAACUGACCAAUGAUGGUGCUCAAAAAGGCUUUGCUGUUGGCCGUGGCCUUCUGGCAGCUGCAGAGACUUUGAACUUUAGUAUGGGUGAGGCACACUCGGAUCCCUACAGCUCUGUUUCUCAGUCCCAUAGUGGCAUGGCUGGUUUAAUUGGAGGGGAGGGAAAAGACCAUGACUCUCAGCUGCCCCACCGAGCAGGCAACCACAUUAGCAAUACCAUGAAACUCUUCUCCAGCCUAGGUCUGUCACCAACUGACCUGGAUGCUCUCGCACAGAUUCCAGAGGAGAACAUCAGCGUGGAGACCUUGCCCCAUCUUAUCAUGCAACUUAAGAACCGCAAGAUGGAAGUUGGCCGCCGCAUACCUGGCGAUCCAUCAAGACUUUCUUCAGAGACUUCCUACAGAGGUGGGCGAGAGGAUUGGGGUGACAUGCAAGGCGGAAGACUGGACCGUUCCAACGGCCAGAGUCAAAGCCGCUCACAAGGCGACUUCGGUUAUAGUUCCAUUCGCGAUACAUCUGGUCAAGGGUAUGACAUGUUAGAUUACAGCAGCAGUGGCGGCAGAGAUGGCCAAUAUUCUGAGCUUUCCCACGACUCCUACAUUGGCAUGUCCACAUCAUCGGCAUCUGAUGACAUGUUCAUGCAGAGAAGAAUGGGUACCCCGUCCCAGGGAAAAGUGCAAGAUUUCUUGGGAGUCAUGCCUCCUAUGUUUCCCCAUGUGUGUGCCCUUUGUGAUUUUGAUGUUCACUCUGUCAUGGAAUGGACUCGGCACACAACUGGGAUUCGUCAUUCCGAAAACCGCAGACUCCUUCUGCAAAUGUACCCGGACUGGGAUCCUCACUUGCCCUCUACUCGCAUGUCGACUUCCCUUUCAUUGGACACAAAGAGUCGUCAAGAUGGAUUGCUGGGAGCAGCUCCAAUGGGUGCUGGUCUACAAAGAUCAGGGAUGAGCUCCAACUGGGGGGCUGAUUCCAGUAUGGGAAUGAAAAAUAAAAUGUCAUCAUAUUCAGCGGCUCCUAAGAUAAGAAGUAGAGUGGUUGUGGCAAAAUAUGACAGGAAACCACUGUCACCAAAUAGUCUAUUUGCUUUGGCGAAACCCUUUGGUACCAUCCGUGUGCAUCUAGUGCUGAAUAACAAGGCUUUCCUGGAGCUGCAGACACAUGAGGAAGCUUUGGCUAUGGCUAAUUACUACCAGCGCAAACCUGCCAUUUUACAAGGGAAAGAGAUACAAAUUUAUUUGUCUAAGGAACUGAUGGUAAUAAAGAAAUCUGGAAGACCAGACAGAGACACUAAACCUGUGAAGGAAGGAGAGAGCCAGGUGGUGUUUUUCUCCAAUUUGCCACAAGGGAGUGACAAGAAAAUGGAGCUCCUUACAGUAGCUCGUAGAUUUGGCACUGUUGAGAAACAUCUUUUCCUAAAUGCUCAGGCUUUUGUUCAAUUCCGCAAUCAUGAAGAUGCAGAGAUGUUGGUCAAGUACUACACUCUCCAUCAUUUGACUAUCAGUGGAAGAUCCAUCCGACUGAACAUCUGCACAAAGUACAAGACACUAACGGUCCCACCAGGCAAAGAUGGCCAAGGAAAGGAAGAACAUACCCGCAAGAGCAGCAGUAGCAGCGGCACCAGUAGAACUGGUGACAAACCUUCAUCAAGGAGCCAGAGAUCCUCUAGCUCCAAAGCAAAGGAGAGCUCAGAUGAGAAAAAAGUGGAAUCAAAGCCUGAAGAUGAAGAUGCAGUCCAGGGAGAUAGAUCAAAUGAUGAAGAAGCUGAUGUUAUGGAAGCACGUGAUGGAGACGAAGAGGAUUUUGAUGAAGGGCCCUCUGCAGAUGAUGUCAAUUCAUCUCAUGAUCCAGAGCAAGCCAGUACCCAGCCAGAAGAUAUUGACACCACCGUAGAGGAUGAGGACCCUGAAGCACAGCAAACCAAAGAUGGUACAGAUGAUGCAGAGACUGCGGAGAAACAAGACGACGUUAAUGAAAAACAGGUUGAGACUAUGCUGGAGAAACCUGUGGGAUCUGAGGGUGAGCAGGAGGAGAUUACCGCUGAGCUUCCUAAAGAGCUAGAGGAACAAAAUGAUGAACAACCUGAAGAUGAUGUUGCUGAAGAGGACAAAACAGAGCAGGAGGAUCAAGGUGAAACUGACUUCCCUGAAAACAUAGAUGAGUUUGUUACUCUUGAUGAGAUAGCAGAAGAAGAGGAUGCUGAGAAACAAUACUCCAAGUCCAAAGCUAAAAAAUCAGGAAGCGCCAAGGAAAGCGGAGGGUUGAGAGUUGUCAAUGUUGUUGGGUUUAAACGUGGCUACAGUUAUCUUGAUGAACUCCUUGCUCUUGCGAAGCCAUUUGGGAGAGUGGUCCGGCACCUGAUCUUGGAUGUGAGGCCUGAGGCCUUUCUUGAGCUCUCCAGCGAACAAGAGGCAAGAGCAAUGUCUAGUUUCUACAGUGGAAAUGUCAUCGCAUCUGUGUGUGGAAAACCAGUGAAAGUUUACCAUUCACACACCUAUCCAACCAUCCAGACUGGCAAAGUUAUCUACGUUGGCAAUGUUCCACCUUUUAAAACAUCAGAUGCAUCCAUUCUGAAAAUCGCUGAACCAUUUGGAAAAGUCAGAAGAUAUUUUGUUAAUCGAUUACGCAAUGAGUGCUUCAUUGAGAUGGAAAAAGGGGAAGAUGCUGAGAAAAUGGUAGAGGCCUACAAGGAAAAUGCACCUAAAUUUGAAGGCAAACGAUUACUUGUCUACAAAAGCAGGAAAUAUAAGCAACUUAAACAUGGACACAGACCUCCAUCCCCAGAAACGGACGAUAAAAAGCCAUCCAAGAGGGAGCGCUCUGGAGAUGCUGAGGCCCAGAGCAGCAACUCUGGCAAAAAUAAUGGCAAGAAAGAGGAAGAACCCUCUGCCAAGAAGAUCAAAGUGGAAAUUCCUGCCACAGAUAAACCUGAGGUAGAGAACCAGGAAGAAAGUGAAAGGCAAAGUGUUUCAGAAGAAGCUGCUCCUGAGGUGGAGAAAGAGCCAGAGGAGGAACCAAGCAAAGACACAGCAGAGGUCCAAAACAUGGAGACUGAAACUGAGGCUAAAGAUGAAGAGGCUGUUGCCACUCCACCUGUUGUUGAAUUGGAGAAGAGUAUGGAGACUGAGGAAAAAGCCACUACACCCACACAAACACCACCACUGUCUGAAACUAAGCUUGAAAUGAAGCCUGAAACUGAAAUUAAGCCUGAAACCAAGCCUGAAACAAGCCUUGCUACUCUUGGGGCACAUGACCCUAAUGUCCCAGUAGGUGUGGAGUUCGUAAAGAUGGGAUACUACUGCAGAGUCUGUUUCCUGUUUUACUCCAAUGAGGAUACUGCUAAGAAAGUUCACUGCUGUAGCCAAGCACACUAUGAUAAACUUAAGAAACAUCUGGAGAAGGAGAAGGCCAAAGUGCAGAGUAAUGUGACAAAGAAGUGAACCAUUAACGCUGGAACAUCUCUCGAUAUGUCUGUUAUGCUAUUGACUUUCAUCUACUUUUAGUAUGACCUGAGGGAUCGCUUAUGUGGUAAUUAGAAAGUUUUUAUGUAGUAAAACUGACACAUCAGUAAUACUUAACUGUUUAGUUAUCUUAAUGUAGAUGUGCAGUUAUUUUAUGCCUUUAUUGCUACUACGGUGUCCUUCUGUUUUCCCUUUUUUUUUUUAUUAAACUAAGAAUUC